ACGUGGUCACCGUCGUAGCCCGCGUCAGCCGAUACCCCAGCGAGACACCGGACGCUAAUCGUCAGAGAGAGUGCGAGAGAAGAAGGCGAAGAAGAGAGAUGGGCGUGGUGGUGAUAGACGGAUCAACGGUGCGGGACUUCGUGCAGGAUGAAGCGGCGUUCACGAAGAGCGUGGACGAGGCGUUCGUGAAGCUCGACGUCAACGGCGACGGGGUUCUGUCCCGGGCGGAGCUGCGUAAAGCCUUCGAGUCGCUGCGGCUGAUAGAGUCCCACUUCGGCAUCGAUGUUUCCACCACUCCCGAGGAGCUCACCUCCCUCUACAACUCCAUCUUCGACAAAUUCGACACCGACCACAGCGGCACCGUCGAUCACAAGGAGUUCCACGACGAGAUGCGGCUCAUUAUGCUCGCGCUCGCCGAUGGCCUCGGCAACUUCCCUAUCCAGAUGGCCAUCGAUGACUCCGACAGCCUCCUUCAGAAGGCUGUCGAUCUCGAGACCUCCAAAACCACCUCUUCUCCAUAGAUAUUAACGUCUCAACGCUUUCCCAGACACCGGUUUGUUUUGCAUUUCUGUUGUUGAAAACAGGGUAACCUCCUCCCCAAGUAAUUUGGGGAUUCCUCCUUUUUCUUUCGUUUGUUCGGAAUAUCUGCAGAUGUUGCUUCUCUUGCUGUUUUCUGUUGCUCCUGACUGUCGAUCAGGGUUAAUUAUUAAGUUUGUGGCUUGUUGUUGUUCUUCUUCUUAAA
Messenger RNA from Nymphaea colorata (pocket water lily), 742 nucleotides. RefSeq lists its product as uncharacterized. The record is from RefSeq and is a predicted model, not a curated record. Gene Ontology annotation, molecular function: calcium ion binding. The transcript has a single exon. Lineage: Eukaryota; Viridiplantae; Streptophyta; Magnoliopsida; Nymphaeales; Nymphaeaceae. The coding region runs from base 99 to 521 and encodes 140 amino acids.